This is a messenger RNA of Paramisgurnus dabryanus, 2852 nucleotides long. RefSeq names its product interferon gamma receptor 1 (gene ifngr1). The record is from RefSeq and is a predicted model, not a curated record. NCBI's taxonomy places the organism in Eukaryota, Metazoa, Chordata, Actinopteri, Cypriniformes, Cobitidae. Gene Ontology annotation, cellular component: plasma membrane. Gene Ontology annotation, molecular function: cytokine receptor activity; protein binding. Gene Ontology annotation, biological process: cytokine-mediated signaling pathway.
AGUGAACCCACGCGUCAUUUCUCCAAAGAGCGCGCGCCGCUUCCUUAAACAUACACGCGAGGCUUUCACGUCGAGUCAUAUCGACACAAAUCUCCUGAAACAUUGUCGUUUUUUUCUGUAUUUGAGACAAUAAUAUGGAAAUGAUUACUUUUCUUUUGACUGGGUGAUAUACUGUGUGAAAAGUGGUUAUAAUUCAAUGGCAAUAAUGCGGAUACACGUCUAUGUCAUUGCCUUGAUCAUAAUCUCGGGAACAAAGGUUGUAGCUCAGAGCAUCCCGCCUCCCAGCAAUGUGUCCAUAACGUGUGACAGCUAUAAAGUUGAAGUACACUGGGAAUAUCCAAAUCUCAAGGAUGUUUUCUUCCUGGUGGAAUUGCAGGACAACACAGGAAUAAAGUCACAAAAUACAUCGGAUCAUUGGAUAAACAUAUCCAACAUGCUGAAGAAUCCAGCGUACAAUCGCUAUGUUGUGUUUGUGACAGCCGUACAGGGGGAGAUGUCAAAUAAAUCAGAAUCAGAUAUAUUCAGCUUUAAUGAGAAUGCCCCGAGCACUAUUAAGUGUCGGUUGGAUUUUCCUGAGGUUUCGCUGUCUGCCAAAGGAGGAAAACUUCAUCUAGAGUUCCCCAACCCUCUGCACCUGUACAAAAACACACCGGCUCUCCGCAAUAACACAGACAAACUCUUGUAUUCUGCUGAAACAGAAGAGUUUAAUAUCACUAAUAAGGUGAAGGACAGUUGCGGAUUUGAGUUUGAAACAUGCAAGACUUCAAUCGCCAUUGCCGAGGAGAGAGAAGAAUACUGCGUCAACCUAACAGGAACAAUUGGACAAAGAUCACUUACGGACAAGAAACAACAGUGUUUCAAGGGAGACCUGAAAAGCUCUGAGGGUGCAGAGGAAAGAGAAGAAAACUGCGUCAACCUAACAGGAACAAUUGGAAAAAGAUCACUUACGGACGAGAAACCAAAGUGUUUCAAGGGAGACCUGAACAGCUAUCCACCUUUCACCACGUACCUGUAUCCAGUGCUCGGAGUUGUUUUGACGCUGCUGUUCAUAACAACUAUUAUAACGCUGCUAGGAAAGAGAUGCAACCAGAAAAUAAAGAAGAAAGCAGCGAUGGCUUUUCCCAAUUUCCUGGUUUUCAAGCCAACACAAACACACCUGUGCAAACCUCUAAAUGUGGAGGCCGAAAACGUGGCGAGGGAUCUUCAGAUCCUACCGGUCACAUGUGAUAAGGAUCCUACGCAACACACCAAAUUAAUAGAGUUCUCUGAUGACGAGGACAAGCCAUCAGAAGGUCAGAGUUCAGAACACUACCACAUGAACGCAGAAGACGGUGAUCUGAAGGAUAUAGACACUUCUUCCAUUGACAUGGAUGCCGGAGACUCUACCGGUGGUCUAUCAUCAGGCUACGACUGCCCACAUGCCCUCAGACUGGAGAUGAGUCCUGGAGAUCUAGUAGAAGGUUACAGAGCUUAAACACAACAUGAUGGUUUAAAGAACUCUACAGGUGAAGGCAAGUUCCAGAAAAGACAAAAGUAGAAACCUUGUUUCCAGGAACAAGGCCAGGACCAGAACAGGCAGUAAAUGCGAAACUUAAAAUUGUAAGCCUUCACAAAACGAACUGGAAUUUCCCUGGAAAUUCUGGUUCAUGGAAUUACAAAACAAAUGCUUGAAGCGUUUGUCAUCAUGAUGAGCAUUGAUACUGUCAGAAUGAAACACCUGUUGCGCAACUACAGGAUUAUUUUCAAAACGUUUUUAUGAAUGCUUGCAUAUAUGAAUACAUAUUGUACUCUUAUCAUCUUUUUGUCAAAAUGAUCUUGUGUGUUCUUGAAAGGUUUUAAAAGUGCUGCUCAGGUUGUGCGACUCAUCACAUCUAGACCAUUUUGACUAGUUCAUCCCAAUAACUUUCGCACAAAAUACUAAAUAAUGCAAUGAAAUGCAUCAGCUAACGCUAACUAGAAUAAGCUGGGUAUCAAGUCAAAGUUUGCGCACAGGUAACUGUGAAGCUUGCGCAAUUUUGGUGUCCCAAGUAAAUGUGCCAAGUAAAUCAUUUCCACAUCAUACUCAUGAUUUUUAAAGGUGCAAUGUGUAAAUUUGAGAAGGAUCCCAGAAAUGCAAUACACAUUAUUUUUUAAGAUAAAGCCCUUUACUGUUUUUAUUACCAUAGAAUGAGACAUUUUUAUCUCCAUAUACCGCGGGUCUCCUUACGUGAAAGUCACCGCCAUGUUUCUACAGUAGCCCUAAACAAGACAAAAUCAAAUGACGUGUUUGUCAUGUGGCGGCUACCAUAGCUUCUCUAUGCAUUUUAAAGGGGGGAGGGGGAGCUGUGGACUGAGCCAUUGGUUGCAAUUCACCACCUCACCACUUGAUGCCGCUAAAAUCUACACACUGCACCUUUAAAACGCAAUCAAUUAAUUGAAAAAUGUGUUAGAUCAAAACUUUAUUCCUUAAAUCUUGUAAACUAUCAAGAAUUACAUUAAAGUCACCAUGAAAUUGAAAUGUAAAACAUAUUUUUGAAAUAUUGUGGUAUUUUUAUAAAUGAUUUAUCUGUGAGUUUUUUUUUUUCCAAAAUCCAUGUGCCCUCAUAAUCUUUUAUGCUAAUCUCCUCCCCUCCUCGAAAUGAUCUCUCUUUUAUUUAUAAGGAUAUACGUCAUGACGGGGACAGACAAUCGCUACUUCCAUUUCAUUGUGACUUCAAGCCAUACAGUUUACAGAAAGCUAAUAGAUCAGCUGCUAAUAGAUUUGACUUUUACUGUAUGUAUAUUUUGAAAUAUUUCUGUUUUUCUGUGUAUUUUUUAUGUAAAGUGGAUUUGGGAUUGUAGUUUUUAAUGCAUAAAGAUUACUUUCACACAUA